Messenger RNA from Manduca sexta (tobacco hornworm), 2163 nucleotides. Its product is annotated as ATP synthase subunit beta, mitochondrial. The record is from RefSeq and is a predicted model, not a curated record. The transcript is spliced from 15 exons. Gene Ontology annotation, biological process: proton motive force-driven mitochondrial ATP synthesis; proton transmembrane transport. Gene Ontology annotation, molecular function: ATP binding; proton-transporting ATP synthase activity, rotational mechanism; ATP hydrolysis activity. Bases 182 to 2134 code for a protein of 650 amino acids. Lineage: Eukaryota; Metazoa; Arthropoda; Insecta; Lepidoptera; Sphingidae.
AUCCAAAGAGAGUACAACCACUGCAUAUUUUUAUCUUUGCACUACGUUAAUCAGAGCUGUCCGUAAUGGUAUUUUUGACAAAAGUACAUAAUUAAAAGUCAAUAAUUUUAGACAUAUUUUCAAAGAGCAUUACAAUAUUACGGAAACUUAUUUUGUUCGUUACUUCGAAGAGAAAACAAAUAUGAAAAUGUUUAUGAAAAUAAAUAAAGCUUUUAAUCGAAGCAUUCAAAUAGUUAAUCCUUUGUAUUAUACAAAGCAGGGGGUUUCACACGGACAGUCAAACAUAUUGUUGCAAAGUGACAGAUGUAAUAAGUCAUCGAAAACACCUCCAAAGGCAAAAAUUUCACCACUCAAAAGGGAUCAAGAGUCUUCGUCCAGUCUAGUAAAGAAAUAUAAAGAACAGCAUCCAAAGCCGAAGAGCUACGCCAAGAUAGUCCCGCUGAAGAGGCCCCCGGCGCAGAAAUGCUCGCACCGCGUAGUGCCAGCUCUGGAGAAGAAACCAUGGCCAAUGGCGACAGCCACAUGCGACAAUAUCACUAUACAGAAGUCUACCUUUUGUACAUCAUCAACGCAAAGCAAUAAGAAAGACACAUCUUGCCCGAUGAAGAAAGGUGGCAAGGAGCCGGCUAAAGAAGGCGGUACAGACGCUAAGAAAGGAGCUGCAAAGGAAAGCGCCGGCGCUGGGAAAGGUCCCCCGGGCAAGGUUGCUAAGCCCACGGCCGGAGUAAAAGGCAGAAUUAUUGCAGUGAUCGGAGCUGUGGUGGAUGUGCAAUUCGACGCACACUUGCCCUCUAUACUGAACGCUCUCGUGGUGCCUGGACGCGAGCCGAAGUUGAUCCUAGAAGUGGCGCAGCACCUGGGCGAGAACACGUGCCGCACCAUCGCCAUGGACGGCACCGAGGGGCUGGUGCGCGGCCAGCCCGUCGUGGACACGUGCGCGCCCAUCACCAUCCCCGUGGGCCAGGCCACGCUCGGCCGCAUCAUCAACGUCAUCGGGGAACCCAUCGAUGAACGCGGCCCCAUCAAAACAGACACAUACGCGGCGAUCCACGCGGAAGCGCCCACCUUCGUCGAGAUGUCGGUGGACCAGGAGAUCCUCGCCACGGGCAUUAAAGUCGUCGACCUGCUCGCCCCAUACGUCAAAGGCAGCAAGAUCGGCUUGUUCGGCGGCGCUGGGGUGGGCAAGACUGUGCUCAUCAUGGAGCUCAUCAACAACGUCGCGAAGGCGCACGGAGGCUUCUCCGUGUUCGCCGGCGUCGGCGAGCGCACGCGUGAAGGCAACGACUUGUAUUAUGAAAUGAAAGUGGGCGGCGUCAUCACUGACGACCCUAAAACUUCUAAGGUGUCGCUGGUGUACGGGCAGAUGAACGAGCCGCCCGGCGCGCGCGCCCGCGUAGCGCUCACCGGCCUCACCGUGGCCGAGCACUUCCGCGACCAGGAGGGGCAGGACGUGCUGCUCUUCAUCGACAACAUCUUCCGCUUCACGCAGGCCGGCUCGGAGGUGUCUGCCCUACUUGGACGCAUUCCGUCGGCGGUGGGCUACCAGCCAACGCUGGCUACAGACAUGGGCACCAUGCAAGAGAGGAUCACCACUACCAAAGCCGGCUCCAUCACCAGCGUGCAAGCGGUGUACGUGCCGGCGGACGACCUGACGGACCCGGCGCCGGCGACCACAUUCGCUCACCUGGACGCCACCACGGUGCUGUCGCGCGCCAUCGCCGAGCUGGGCAUCUACCCCGCCGUCGACCCGCUCGACUCCACCUCGCGCGUCAUGGACCCCUACAUCAUCGGCCCCGAGCAUUACGACGUGGCACGAGGAGUGCAGAAGAUACUACAGGAUUACAAGUCGCUGCAGGACAUAAUCGCGAUCCUGGGCAUGGACGAGCUGUCGGAGGACGACAAGCUGACCGUGUCGCGGGCGCGCAAGAUACAGCGCUUCCUCUCGCAGCCGUUUCAAGUGGCCGAGGUGUUCACGGGACACGCCGGCAAGCUGGUCAAGUUGGAAGAUACUGUUAAGGGAUUUAAAAAAAUUCUAGCCGGCGAGAUGGACAACUACCCGGAGUCUGCGUUCUACAUGGUGGGCACCAUCGAGGACGUGGUCGCCAAGGCGCAAGACCUCGCGAAGAGCAUAUAACAUAUUUAUUAAACGUGGAUUUAUUUUAA